This is a messenger RNA of Porites evermanni, 2132 nucleotides long. Lineage: Eukaryota; Metazoa; Cnidaria; Anthozoa; Scleractinia; Poritidae. The record is from the annotation of a GenBank genome assembly.
AUUGCAGCCUCUACACAAUUUCCAGUAUCUUCUGUUUCGCUUCCUGUAUAUGGUGGUAAGAAUAAGCAAAACUACUUUUAUAAUAACUUACUCGAUGGGCUCCUACUUACUCUUAUUGUAAAGUAGUUUUAAACGUUAACAAGACCGGAGAGAUGAACUCGCGACAACUAAGAACAACCCCAACUAGUGACCCGAAGAGGGACUUGGAGCUGGGGAGACUGAGAUGAAAUCGAGCGUCACCGUUAAGACACGAAGCAUUUUGACGUUGAAUAUGUAUCGCGCCAUAAAGUGCUUCAAAAAAUGGCUUGACUUGAUUUGGUCGUGUAUGUACAACUGAAACAUUUGCAGAGAUUACCGGCCUAGUAGCUUAUAUUCAGUCAUGAAGGUCUUUAUGGGACUUUCUCUCAUUUGACCUAUGGUGUAUUCAGGUAAUGAGAAGCAAAAAUAUAACUAUGCAUAAACUUGCAGUACUCAUAGGUAGGCUCAUUCAUUGUUAUCUUUUAUCGUGAGUAGAAUCUCUUGAAGGGCGUCAAUUUACUUCCCUAAACUCAGUAAAUAAAACGCAACUUUUUAUACAUCAGGUGUGAGAUUGGUUGGAGGAGGGUGGCCUGGAGAGGGCAGAGUGGAGAUCUAUUACCGAGGUAGCUGGGGAACUGUUUGUGAUGAUGGCUGGGAUAUAAAUGAUGCGCGAGUUGUCUGUCGUCAACUUGGGUAUCCUUCUGCUGUCAGUGCUCCACACAGGGCACGGUUUGGCCAAGGAAGUGGAAAGAUUUGGCUGGACAAUGUUCAGUGUCAGGGAUAUGAAAGUUCCAUUGGGAAUUGUCGGCACCCUUCAUGGGGUGUUCAUGACUGUGGUCACAGUGAGGAUGCAUCUGUGGUCUGCUCGAGUAAGUAUAAUAUUUAUUUAUGGUGAACAACUUAAUUGGCUAUUCGCCGAACAUGGAACGACCGAAGUAGUUAAAACUAUGCCUGUCCUGAUUGUGCUCUGAACCCUUUGAGCAAUUUUUUGCCGGUUCUAGCAACCUUGAGCAAUUUUUAGCCGUUCUGGGCAAUUUUGAGCAAAAUAUAAGUUUAGAGCACAUAUCAAGCACGAAAAAGUGAAAAAAGGCACUUCGGCCUUCAGUUCCACACUUUGACUUCAGUAGGUAUUAGGUAUUAGGUAUUUUAUUUAUUUGCCACACGAUUACGAUAAUUACAAAAAGAUGCCAAAAGAAAAAAAUGUAGGAAGAGAUGGCGAGGAGGCCUAAAAGAAACUAUAGAGCUUAUGUUAAUUAGGCCUCCUCAAUUAUAAUUUUUCGAAGAUAGUAUAAAAAUUACGGCGACGGAUACAACAUAAUAUGAGGUGAAAAAUUAAACUAAUCAAUAUUACGGAAGUUUACAAAUGUUGAAUAUUAAAAGGCUUUUUCCCAAAAUUUUUGUUGGAGUAUACUAAUAAUUAUUACAAAUAAAUGCCUUAAGUGCUCUUUUAAAGGAGAAAGGUGAGGAAGCGUUGAUGAUGUUGGUGUUUAAGGUGUUGUAAAAUUUAGGUCCUUGAUAAAAAACGGAAAAUUGUUUGGUUCGAGUACGACAGAAAGGCAGACGAAAUUUACACGAGUUUCUUGUAUUAUACGAAUGAAUUUGACUUUGUAAGGUAAAUUUACAAUGAAAUUUUAAAGGUAGAGUAUGGUUUUGAUAGGAGUACAUGAAUAAGCCUAGUUGUAUUAAGUAUAUAUCAUGAAAUUUUAAGAUACCAAGAUUUUGAAAGAUUGGAUCAGUAUGUGCAUCGAAAGUUGUUUUAGCUAUAGUUCUGAUCACUCGUUUCUGUAAAAUCUCAAGACGAAUAAGGUUAGUUCUGUAAGUAGAGGCCCAAACUAAGUUGCAAUAAAAAAGGUAUGGAUAGACUAGAGAAAAAUAUAGUGUUCGUAAGGUUUUCGUGGAUAAAUAGAAACUGGAUUUACGAAUAAUUCCUGUGCAUUUAGAAACUUUAUUGGCGACAUGUGAGAUUUCAGAUUUCCAAUUUAAAUUUUCAUAGUAGAGAAUCAUAACCUGAUCACUGAUGAGGAUUUGUUCUUGUUUUAACAGACUAUUCAAUCCCUUUACCUUCUGCAAGUUCAGUCUCACCUACAGCAGGUAAUUGCAAGUUUGUGCAAUAA